AUGGUUAUGGACGGACAGACAGAACGAUUUCCGAAAAGUGGCGAUUAUCCGGAAAGUCGUGUGGACGAAGUUAAGUUCCCAAGCGUCAGUGCACUCCGUCAGUCCCCCCUACUGGAGCAGUGCCCGCUACGAGGACCGCCAAAAUGCCCACCAGCUUCCAAGAGAUACCGGACUCACGAUGGCACAUGCAACAAUGUAAACCGUCCCAGAUGGGGGUCAACCAUGACCCCAGUUCAACGUUUUCUCCCCCCUGUCUACUCUGAUGGUAUCCAAGCCCCGAGAAGGUCAGUGUUUGGAUCGUUCCUUCCAUCGGCAAGAGAAAUCAGUGCUUUGGUGCAUGAGGACCAAAACGUUGAGAACCCCGGGAUUACACAUUUGCUGAUGCAAUGGGGACAGUUCUUGGAUCACGAUAUGGUGUCGUCAUCACAAUCUCGCGGCUUCAACGGUUCUGUGCCAAGAUGCUGUAAAGACGGAGGCAGAGAUUUCAUACCGAAAGAAUUCUUGCACCCCGAGUGUAUGCCCAUAGCCGUCCCGCUAUCUGACCCAUUCUAUGGUCCCCGUGGCGUCAGGUGUCUGGACUUCAUCAGGUCAUCGCCAGCUCCACAGGAAGACUGUCGCAUAGGAUGGCGCGAGCAAAUCAACCAGGUGUCAGCGUAUAUCGAUGGAUCCCCAGUUUACGCAAGCUCAGCGAGGCAGUCUGACAAUUUGCGAUUAUUUAGAAAUGGUAUGCUUCAAUACGGUCGCGUUCAACAGCGUCGUCCAUUGCUACCGACCGAUAGGAAAGACGAGCUCUGCCGUGGAGGUGCUGUGUCCACAGAUUGCUUUAAGUCUGGAGACGGCAGAGUCAAUGAACAGCCGGGGUUGGUGGCCGCUCAUAUAGUGUGGUUACGGCAGCACAACAGAAUGGCAACAGAACUGUCCCACUUAAACCCACACUGGAGCGACGAAAAGAUUUAUCAAGAGACACGGAAGAUUGUUGGUGCCAUGAUACAACAUAUCACCUACCGGGAAUUCUUACCAAUUAUAUUAGGUUCGGAAGUAAUACGCCUAUUCGAGUUGGAACCACAAAAGAAAGGUUACUACCGCGGCUACAACCUUAAGAUUAACCCGAGCCCCGCAAGUUCGUUCGGAUCAGCGGCCUUUCGCUUCGGUCACUCUCUGGUGCAGUCGUCUAUGGUUCGCUUCGAUCGCUUCCACAGGCCCAUGGCUAAUAAUGUCUCCCUCCACGAAGAACAUUCGAACCCUGCCAACAUCUGGAGCAUGGGCGCCGUAGACCGCCUUCUUCUGGGCAUGAUGAACCAGCCGAUACAAAAACGAGACGAGUUUAUAACUGAGGAACUCACUAACCACCUAUUCCAAACAUCUCACUUCGACUUCGGCAUGGAUCUCGCAGCUAUUAAUAUCCAGAGGGGAAGGGACCACGGCGUUCCACCUUACACUGCAUGGCGAGACCCCUGUGGUUUAUCCACAAUCGAGAGCUUCGACCAUUUGUCCAGGAUUAUGCCGGCGAGGGUCGUAAGGAAAUUAAAGGCAUUGUACCGACACGUGGAUGACAUAGAUCUUUUUACGGGAGGCAUGGCUGAGAGACCGGUUAUUGGAGGCCUCGUAGGACCAACUUUCGCGUGUAUAAUCGCCCAACAGUUCUCUAACCUCCGCAAAGGGGAUAGAUUCUGGUACGAAAACGGGGGAAUCGAGUCCUCGUUCACGCCGGCACAGCUUCAACAAAUAAGGCGUAUAUCACUGGCCCAAGUGCUCUGUCGGACUUUAGACACGAUUGACAGUAUCCAGCCGUUCGUCUUCCUCUCCCCUGAAAAUCCUGACAAUAACAGAAUAUCCUGCCUCAACAGCCUCCUAAACAACUUUGACCUCUCACCUUGGGUGGAAAUUGACUCGCAGUCUAAUAAUAACAUUAGAAAAGCUAAUGACGAUGUAACUACUACUACUAGACCUAAAAAGACUAAACCGACCACUGCUAAACCUAUAAUAACUACAAAAAAGACAAAACUGACUACCGAUCACUCGGCUCUUAAGUCCGCUGAUCUGACAUUGGACCAAACGAUGACUGACAAUCAGAACGCGACUGACCAAAAGACUAACGACACUGACUCAAAUUCAUUGACUUUUAAAGGUAUUGACGAUAAACUGGACUUUAAAAACAAAAGUAAAAGAUAUAAUGACGACAUAGACACGCGCCGGGGUCCUAACAAACAUACCUAUAAUGAUAACGUACAAAACGCCCAAUCGGUUAUUAUUAACAAUUUACCACAAAGGCCAAACAGACCAUACCUAUCCGUGACAGAAAAUAUCGACAAAUAUACGUAUCUUAUAAAUUAUGUUCCCAGGCCAACUCAGUCUUGGCGACAGACGACUAGACGCAACCAUGACAGAGACGUGGUUAAAGUUACUUACCAAACAUAUGACGAUACCUAUCGACGACCUAACAGACCUUACUAUGACAGAGACCAGUUAGACAAUAACUUUGAAUCAAGGAAUAAUGCACGUAUUACUGUUGACACCCAGUCAUCAGCUAGGUCUAAUGACGACUAUAUAACGACAAAACUUACAGAGAGACCAUCGAUUGUGACUGAUAAACUGUUAAAAGCGGACGCAACGACUGAAAACCUAUACAAAUUACUGACUUUUGGUUACGUAGGCUCAUAUAAAGGGGAACAUAUAGACAAGAAUACUAAAAUAGACGUAAAAGAUGACAAAAUAAGUAAAGACUUUACUACCGAUGACAAGAAGGAGGACGUAAUGACCGACGACAGCACAAAUGGUAAAAUUUCUACUUUCUUCCUUUACGAGACGGCGACGAGACCUUUCAAUUCCCAACGCCCUACCAGACAUAAUAACGACGAAGUGACACAAAAUUCUAAAACAAAAUACUACUACGUCGACAAUGUCUUAAAGGAAUACCCUGACAAAGAGAAACCAACAAAGAAAAACGGGUUAGCGCAGCGAGAGCCAAUAGUUGUCAAAGACAAUAUGGAAGAACGAUCAGUGCCUAAUAAAAUCGCAGCAUUUGAUGAUACUAAAUCUGAAAAAACAAGCGACAGAGGGAAAAAACCGGCAAAUUCAGCUAAAACACCGUCCGUGGCGUUUCAAGUCAUACCUAGUGAGAACAGUCCAACUCAAUGGGCGGUUUACGACGAGAACGAAGAUCUCGAUGUUCCAUCACAUUGGAUACCAGCAGUUAAGAUGGAUCCUCUUUCACUCCGGGAGCUGCCAAGACCUAUGGACUUCACUACAAGAAGACAUUUUGGAAGUCGAUAA
Leptosia nina is the source of this 3273-nucleotide messenger RNA. The record is from the annotation of a GenBank genome assembly. Lineage: Eukaryota; Metazoa; Arthropoda; Insecta; Lepidoptera; Pieridae.